CAGGGAUUCCUUCUGGCUUUAUGUGCCGAUAGCACCUCUGCUAUCAUGGCAAAUCUUUCUAAAAUGUACUGAACUUUCUGAAAGAAAUGUGGCAAGGCCAACCCCACAGUGUGACACAAUACAAGAAAGAUUCUCCAUCUGCCCAAGGAAAACAGCAUUAUGACACGGGAGGAGAAGCAGCUCGAGGCGUCAUUGGAUGCACUGCUGAGUCAAGUGGCUGAUCUGAAGAACUCACUGGGGAGUUUCAUUUACAAGUUGGAAAACGAGUAUGACCGGCUGACCUGGCCCUCUGUUCUGGACAGCUUUGCAUUGCUCUCUGGCCAGCUGAACACGCUGAACAAGGUCUUGAAACAUGAGAAGACACCACUGUUCCGGAACCAGGUCAUCAUCCCUCUGGUGCUGUCCCCAGACCGAGAUGAAGACCUCAUGCGUCAAACUGAAGGACGAGUGCCUGUUUUCAGCCAUGAGGUUGUCCCUGACCAUUUGAGAACCAAGCCCGACCCUGAAGUUGAAGAGCAGGAGAAGCAGCUGACAACAGAUGCUGCCAGAAUUGGUGCUGAUGCAGCUCAGAAGCAGAUCCAGAGCCUGAAUAAAAUGUGCUCAAACCUUUUGGAGAAAAUCAGCAAAGAGGAACGAGAAUCAGAAAGUGGAGGUCUUCGUCCAAACAAGCAGACUUUCAACCCUGCAGACACCAAUGCCUUAGUGGCAGCUGUUGCCUUUGGGAAGGGGCUGUCUAACUGGAGACCUUCAGGUAGCAGUGGUCCUGGCCAACCUGGCCAGCCAGGAGCUGGUACAAUCCUUGCAGGGGCCUCAGGAUUACAGCAAGUGCAGAUGGCAGGUACUCCCAGCCAGCAGCAGCCGAUGCUCAGUGGAGUCCAGAUGGCUCAAGCAGGUCAACCAGGGAAAAUGCCAAGUGGAAUAAAAACCAACAUCAAGUCGGCGUCAAUGCAUCCCUACCAGCGGUGAGUGUGGACAGCAGCCUCCGCUCUCAGGUGAUCUGUGCUGAGUUGAGCAAUGAAAGUAUCUUUUGCUCAGGGCUUACACGGAUGGGUACAAUCAAAAAGGACACAGGCUUUCAGCAAGAGACAGCUCUCAGCGCCAUUGUGAAUAGCCAUGCAACUUUGGGAGAGUGACCUAAUUUUUCUGAGCCCAUGUUCUCAUCUGUAAGUGGUGAUGACACCUACCUCAUAGGGUUGUUGUGAGGAUUAAAGUG
Molecule: messenger RNA, 1213 nt
Organism: Acomys russatus (golden spiny mouse)
Lineage: Eukaryota; Metazoa; Chordata; Mammalia; Rodentia; Muridae
Gene: Med8
Product: mediator complex subunit 8
Exons: 7
Coding region: 160-966 (268 amino acids)
Biological process (GO): regulation of transcription by RNA polymerase II
Cellular component (GO): core mediator complex; mediator complex
Molecular function (GO): RNA polymerase II cis-regulatory region sequence-specific DNA binding; transcription coregulator activity
Source: RefSeq, a predicted model, not a curated record